Messenger RNA from Melitaea cinxia (Glanville fritillary), 711 nucleotides. RefSeq lists its product as uncharacterized. Gene Ontology annotation, cellular component: MICOS complex. The transcript has 3 exons. NCBI's taxonomy places the organism in Eukaryota, Metazoa, Arthropoda, Insecta, Lepidoptera, Nymphalidae. Bases 107 to 583 code for a protein of 158 amino acids. Gene Ontology annotation, biological process: inner mitochondrial membrane organization. The record is from RefSeq and is a predicted model, not a curated record.
GAAAUCACAAUCAAUGACGAAAAGUUGGUUAUCUGACUUUUUGUCAAAAAUGCCUUUUUGACGUGAUUUGCCGAUAUAAUUAUUUGAUUAUUACAUUUUUAUAAACAUGGGUGGUUCUCAAAGCACCAGAAAAUUGAGUGUUGACAACGAAAAUGCCAUACAAGUGUCGCAAGAGGCUUUAGACCGUAUACAAGCGCAGCUAAACGCUAAACAAGCUGAGCAGCCAGCACCUCCACAAUAUGCUCCACCCCCAUACUACGAUAAACAGAAACAACAUGAAUUUGCAGCAGAAGAAGCUUAUUGGGCUCGGCGUAUAGAAAAUUUAAAGCGUGCCCAUGAAAAGAUUAACAGUGGCAUGCAUUUGGAAUAUCAAAAAACACUUAAAGAAGCAAAUGAGUUGUUUGAUCUCGUACAAGCAGAUAAAGUAGUAAAUAAAUUACCACCCUGUCAGGAGGAAAGGGGAAAAAUGCUUGAGUGCUACAGCUCAAACCCAGACAAAUCACUUCUGUGUUCAGUGCUAGUAAAUGAAUUUAAUGACUGUGUAUGCAGAAGCAGAAUUGCUGCAGUAUCAGCGUCAUCCUGAGCUAUUGAACUGUGUAUAUAAACUCUAGAAAACAAAACUUGCAACAUUGUCUUUAACAUUCAUUGCCAAUGGCCCCGUGGAGUAGAACUACUAAUAUUAUUUAUGUAUGAAUAAAUUGUUAACUUAAA